UCCGCGGCGCUGUACGCCUCUUACCCGGGCGAUCCAGCCCCGCGCUGCCUGGCUGCCGGCCAACCUGCCCCGUGCCCCGUGCACUUCGAGCGACGACGCCGCCGCUGCCGCCGCACAUGGCGUAUUGACGGAUUAUUUGUUCAUGGCAGGUAUCCGAGGCGGCCCGGGCAUGGACUCCCAACAGCAGCAGUACUGCCUUAAGUGGAACAGCUUCGGCUCUAAUUUGGCCACAUCGUUCGCGAACCUCUGGAAUUCAGAGAGUCUUGCUGACGUCACGCUCUAUUGCGAGGGUCGUCAGUUCAAGGCACACAAGGUGAUCCUCGCAGCUUGCAGCAAACAUUUUCAGGAAUUGUUCGACACCGCACCGCCGAGCCAUGCAGGCGCUUGCUAUGUGUUCCUCGAGGCUACCACUGCUGACAACAUGCAGGCCCUCCUCGAAUUCAUGUACAAAGGAGAAGUGCACGUCAGUCAAGACGCACUCUCCAGCUUCCUUAAGAGUGGGGAAAAUUUACAGGUUAAGGGACUGUCUAUGGAGAUGUCCAAUGACGCUUGGGUGAAACAACAGACCCAACAAGCAACAGAACGUCACCAGACUCGCGUUAAGACGAGUCCAGUGUCCGGUUCCGGAAACUGCGAGGUCCAGGACUCGGCCCCGCCGCAGCACACGGCCACAUUCGCGCCGAUCAUACCGCAAUACGGAAUACCAUUACACAGCGGUAGCGGCAGCUUGGGCCGGUACGCUCCACCAGCCCACCAGCCAAUACAUUCGACUUCGCACCGCAGACCGCCUCCGCCGAAACCCUCACCGUCUCAGAGUCCACACGCUAGGAAUUACAGGCAAAGCUCAUCAUCUUCGCAUUGCGGCAGUGUCGCUGAUGAACCAGACACGCGCUUAUCACCCGGUGCAGGCACAAGAUAUGAAGAAACACAACCAGAUUGCACGUCUACUCACGGAAACCCGAUAAAGAAUAAUGGAUACGAAAGGGCUGCCUCGGCUAAUGACGAAAUGAUGGAACGCCUACCUAAUGAUCAGGGGGCUGAAGAUUUACGUGUAAAAAGUGAAAAUGACUACCACGCUAGCGGCUAUAACAACUCACCACCGCCAGCAGUACCGAUACCCACGACGAACUACCACGACAAGCCACAUGAGACAUCACCCGUACCGCCCAAACCCAGCCCCGACACCUGGCCGACGAAACUGAUUACGAGCAAAUCUGGAGGAAUUGCAACUGCUGACGGAAAAAAAUUAAAGUGUCCAUACUGCGAGAGACUCUACGGAUACGAGACGAAUCUGCGAGCUCAUAUCCGGCAACGGCAUCAAGGGAUCCGCGUGCCGUGCCCGCACUGCUCGCGCACGUUCACGCGCAACAACACGGUGCGGCGCCACAUCGCUCGCGAGCAUCGCCACCAGGUCACACCGCACCUAUCCCAGGGCUCACUUCCUAAUCAUACGCAGUAAAUCUAUUGUGUUUUUAUAUUUUAUAAAACUUUUAUCAACCGAACUACCUCUGCUCUUUCCGACGCACGCGGGUCAUCUUUAUUCGAAUUUUACAAAAACUUAGCGAUAGGCUGACGUAAGGUUCGAUGAGCUGUCAAAUUUAUCUAUUAAUGGAAUUGACAGUCCAUCGAAUAAUGUGUCCUAAUUUUAAUGUUAUAAUCGUGGUCACCCGCGCUGCGUCAUUAUUCUUUGUAACUUGCGUACAAUAAAUAAUACCUCGUUGAUGCAUAUUAUGUAACAGUAAUCUACCUCAGAAAUUGAUCUUACGAUUUUUUAAGAUUUUGGAAUUGUGCGAUAAUUGUUACUUAAUUUAAUAUUCACGUGCGACUUGGCGUUCGAAUGGUUGCUCAGUGCUCGUGUCUUUCUGGUACAGUGUUUUAAACAUCGUACCUUCUCUUGCACCCGCAUCGCGUUU
This is a messenger RNA of Nymphalis io (European peacock), 1913 nucleotides long. It is a transcript of the gene chinmo, whose product is annotated as zinc finger protein chinmo. Gene Ontology annotation, biological process: regulation of transcription by RNA polymerase II. Gene Ontology annotation, cellular component: nucleus. Lineage: Eukaryota; Metazoa; Arthropoda; Insecta; Lepidoptera; Nymphalidae. The record is from RefSeq and is a predicted model, not a curated record. The transcript is spliced from 7 exons. Gene Ontology annotation, molecular function: protein binding. The coding region runs from base 143 to 1459 and encodes 438 amino acids.